UUAUCUGUCAGUUUUGAGAGCAAAGUUGUCAGAGAAACUCAAAUUUAUGCUUUUAAGAUGUGCGGAGGUUUUACUUGUUCUAAAAAUGCCCUUAUUGCGCUCAACGUACUAUAUAUUGUCGUCGCGUGUAUAUUGAUAGGGGUUGCAGUUUAUGGACGAGAAGCCACUAUUUUAGACACAGAUUUACCUAUUGUCGGAGGUAUUUUAGCAUGUGGGAUAAUAUUAAUGCUAAUAUCAGUCCUAGGGCUGCUUGGUGCAGUCAAACAUCAUCAGGUCAUGCUGUUUUUCUACAUGGUAAUCCUCUUUCUGUUGUUCCUUAUCCAGUUUUCAGUUGCUUGUGCAUGUCUUGGUGUAAAUAAUGAACAACAAACCAGGCUAGCAGAGGAAGGUUGGAAGAGGGUAAAUAAUAACACCAGAAGUAAUGUACAGAAAGUGUUCAGUUGUUGUGGAUUUGAUGACAAAGUGGAUCUUGAUUAUCCACCACCAGAUUUUAAAGCUAUUCAGGAUCGAGUUUGUCCAGAUCCAGCCAUAUUGAAUUGCCAGUGUUCCAAGUGUGUUGAAAAAGUACAGAACACUAUAAACUAUGCAUUCAAGCUAUGUGGAUGGAUAGGUUUGUUCUUCAGUUUCUCUGAGUUUAUGGGAGUGCUACUAACUGUACGUUAUCGUAAUCAGAAAGAUCCUCGAGCUAAUCCCAGUGCUUUUCUCUAGUGCAACAACUCAAUGCAAAUGGUUAGUAGGUCUCGCAUGGACAAGACGCUACCGUAAUUUGCACGAUCCGGACGACCUGAGGGCAACAGCAGUUUUUCCAAGACACAACUUUACAUAUUGAAUCUAGUCAUUAUUCCUACAAUUUUAGUCAUUCUUCUAUAGCCAUAUAUACCAAAGAUUUAUUUUCUUUUUCUUUUCUAUAUAUGUGUAUUUAUAAUUGUAUGUAAUAUAUUAUAUAUUUAUAUUA
Diabrotica virgifera virgifera (western corn rootworm) is the source of this 955-nucleotide messenger RNA. RefSeq names its product tetraspanin-31-A. NCBI's taxonomy places the organism in Eukaryota, Metazoa, Arthropoda, Insecta, Coleoptera, Chrysomelidae. Gene Ontology annotation, cellular component: membrane. The transcript is spliced from 6 exons. The coding region runs from base 58 to 708 and encodes 216 amino acids. The record is from RefSeq and is a predicted model, not a curated record.